AUGUGCGAAGGAGCUCACUUAAUUACCGUCAGUUUAAAUAUCUCAUGUGUGUUGAAUCGAGUUAUUCGCAUUAUAAACUUUGUUAGAGGGAGCUCACUUAAUUACCGUCAGUUUAAAGUUUUACUUGACGAUUUUGGAUCAGAAUAUUUUGAAUUACCAUAUUACACUGCAGUUAGAUCGCUUAGCUGUGGUAAUGUAUUAAAUAGAUUUUAUAAACUUCAAAGUGAGAUUGAUAAUUUUCUAACCAGUAAAAAUAACUAUUAUCCCAAAUUAUCAGAUCUUGCUUGGCUAUCAAAAUUAUCAUUUUUGGUUGAUGUUACAACUCACAUGAAUGAGCUAAAUCUAAAAUUAUAA
Octopus sinensis (East Asian common octopus) is the source of this 354-nucleotide messenger RNA. RefSeq names its product protein FAM200B-like. The record is from RefSeq and is a predicted model, not a curated record. NCBI's taxonomy places the organism in Eukaryota, Metazoa, Mollusca, Cephalopoda, Octopoda, Octopodidae. The coding region runs from base 1 to 354 and encodes 117 amino acids. The transcript has a single exon.